ACGAGUCUCCGAUUUGGGCAGCCAAUAAACGAGCAGGGAGGCAGAGAAGGAGGUUGAGGGGUGGGCGGGCCAUUGAGAGAGCAACAAACACACAGCAGUCACACACGCUGCCUGGCAAUAAGGAGGGAGAAAGGGGCAGUCACACACUCUGGGAGAUACACAAACACACAGGCGAGUGGCCAUGCUUGUACUACAGUGCAACCCAGGCUCAUUAAGCUGAAUCUGUCCAUUCAGAGCAUCUGUGGCACAGCCUGGACUGACAACUGCACCUCUACACAAACUGACACAUCAGACACAACACAAGCGCUGCAGCCCUAGCCUUCCUCUUUGCAAGGAGGUGGGAGUGGAUCGUGAUUGAGAAGCUCUCCUUGGCUCCUGGGAACAACAACAACAAAAAGCGGCCGAGCAGCAGCAGUCCCUUAACGGUUCGUCGGGAAAUAUAAAGAAGCAGAUGAAGUGAAAGAAGGAGGAAUUGAAAGUGCACGGGAGGUGAUGCUUGCAGAUAAACUGAAAUUUGCAUGGGAAGAGUUUUAUCAUAUUUCUUCAACACUGGGGUCUUGACUUGACAGCACCGCAGAAACCUUUCUUUAAUAAAUGACUGCAUAUUGGAACAGCAUAAGAUCCCUUUGCAUAUGGAGGAACCAGGAGGACGAGUCUGGCAAUUGAUGGGUUUGAUUUGAAUCAUUGCAUGGUACAAACAGACUCAGAAAAUCCUUAUACUUCACUUGUUGAUAGCUAAAUAUUAUAUUGCAAUUUGAGAUUAUCCCAUCUGUGUAUCAAAAAAGUCUUCCAUGACCACAAAAUGACCUUCAGACGUGUUUAUCAGCAUGAAGACGGUGUGUCACAUGAAUAACCAUUAUAUCAUUGUUGGAAAAUGUAUAUUAAUAGAGAGAGGAAUCAUUUAAAGGGUGUGAACGGAAUGUCUGUGGAUGAGAAGACUGAAUCCCCCAUGUACGUGUAUGAAUCAACAGUCCAUUGUACUAAUAUCCUUCAGUGCCUCAAUGACCAGUGGAAACAGGACAUUCUAUGUGAUGUUACAUUAAUAGUAGAAGGGAAAGAGUUCCGGGCCCACCGCGCAGUCCUAGCUGCAUGCAGUGAAUACUUCUUGCAAGUAUUGGUUGGACAGACUGAACAUGGCUUGGUUGUCAGUUUGCCUGAUGAGGUCACAGCUAGAGGAUUUGGUCCAUUGUUGCAGUUUGCCUACACUGCUAAGCUGUUACUGAGCAAAGAAAACAUCCAAGAAGUCAUCCACUGUGCUGAAUUUUUACGUAUGCACAACCUGGAAGACUCCUGCUUCCGAUUUCUUCAGACGCAGCUACUAAACAAUGAGGAUGGAUUGUUUCUGUGCAAGAAAGACACCUCACGCCAGCCUAUGCAUAUUGAUACGUUUGAUUGUGAAGAAGAAACAAUGGAAUCUGAAACCUCAAAAAUAUCCUGCCCCAAGGAAAGAAUGCAUCAGGAGUCUUUCAAUUUCAGCGCAGGAGGAAGGGUGAUAGACAGAAAUGAUAUUAUAUCGCCUAAUUGUGAUAUGCAAAAGGACAAAGAGAGUUUAGACAAGGAUUCAAUAAUCCGCUAUCCAAAAUACAAGAAAUACCAGCUUGCUUGUACUAAAAAUGUUGGCAAUGCAUCCCACAGUACCUCAGGUUUAACAAGCACAUUUAGUGAACAGAAUUCUGAAACUGGUCUAAAACCAGGAUUCCCCUUAAACCAGAUCAAGAGUGAGCCCCAUGAUGAUGACAAUGAAGAAGAGAGUAUAACUCUAUGCUUGUCCGGAGAUGAAACCGAUAUCGGAGACAAAGAUGGGGAUGUUGAGAUGGUCAGGAAACAGCCCAGCCCUGUUUGUAUUGAUAACCCCAAGAGUGUAUCAUCACCAUCCUGUUUAAGAACUUUUUUUAGCAGAACAAACGGGGCAGAGUUAAUGGAUUUUCCUGCUACUUCCCAACAGCAUUUCGCCAGAAGUCCUGCAUGCCCUGUAGAAAAGAGAGCAACUCAGGGUGACCAUAAAACUGAAUACAACUCUUUUAUUGGGAAUUUUGAACCUCAUAAGGAUUCAUUUAACUGCUUAAUAGCAUCCCCUCUCAGGGGGUCUGGUUCAGAGCUGGCCUCUAAACAUGAGGUGGAACUAGACAGGAGGAGUGUCAUAUUCUCUUCAAGUGCUUGUGACCAAAUAAGCACUCCGGUGCAAUCAUACUCUGGUGUGAGCUGCUUAGACAAAGAGUUUUCUGAGCAUGUGCCAAAGGGUUUGUGGGCAGGAGGUAGCCAAUCUCUCCCUAGCUCCCAUGCCUUUUCCCACAGUGGACUGGUAGCAGACCCCUUGCCGGGAAGACUGCGGCCUAACCCCAGUUGCCCUGUGCCAAUUAAAGUUUGCCCCCGUUCCCCGCCAUUGGAAACCAGAACUAGGACAUCUAGCUCUUGCUCAUCGUACUCAUAUGCAGAAGAUGGCAGUGGUGGUUCACCUUGCAGCCUUCCUCUCUGUGAAUUUUCAUCAUCUCCCUGUUCCCAGGGUCCACGAUUUCCAACCAAUGACCAUCAAGAAGUUUGUUCAAUGGCAGACUCUCUCUAUAACAGUAGGCCCCAGAUAAAAUGUGAGCGGUCAUAUGGAACUAAUUCAAGUGAUGAGUCUGGAUCUUUUUCAGAAGCAGACAGUGAAUCAUGUCCUGUACAGGACAGAGGACACGAGGUCAAACUGCCCUUCCCUGUUGAUCAAAUCACAGAUCUUCCACGCAACGAUUUCCAGAUGAUGAUAAAGAUGCACAAGCUGUCCUCCGAGCAGCUGGAAUUUAUUCAUGAUGUGCGGCGCCGAAGCAAAAACAGAAUUGCUGCCCAGCGUUGCCGCAAAAGGAAACUAGACUGCAUUCAGAACUUAGAAUGUGAAAUACACAAGCUAGUGUGUGAAAAGGAGAAGUUGCUGACAGAAAGGAACCAACUGAAGGCAUGCAUGGGAGAAUUACUGGACAAUUUCUCUUGUCUUUCCCAGGAAGUCUGUAGGGAUAUCCAGAGCCCUGAGCAGAUACAAGCUCUGCACAGAUAUUGCCCUGUGCUACAGCCCAUGGAUCUACCCACAGCUGCCACUUUCAAUCCCUUACCAGCACAAGGAGAACAAAACCUUGUAACAGCUCAGGAUGUAAGUGAUGACAUGCCAUGCUGCAAUGAGCAAGGCUCCGUACCACUAGGAGCUCAUUCACUUCCUAAUAACAUCACAGAAAAUUGUAUAGCAAGAUGUGUUCCUGAGGGAUCUGAUCAUGGUACCUACACGGGGAGGGGGGAGUGCAUGGAACAGAUCAGCCAAACAGUGACAGUGGACUUCUGUCAGGAAAUGACCGACAAAUGCACAACAGAUGAACAACCAAGGAAAGAUUUCACCUAGUGACGUUAGUGCUGUGCGGUUUGUAUAGUCUACAAAAAGUCUUGUGUCAGCCAUUGGCCACCACUGCCUCCUGGAAACAUUAUUGGUGCACACUACAGCAGUCUUAGCAGCAAUACUGUUUUAUAAAGUAUUUCCCUCCUCUCUGGAUGCAGGAGAUCUCUUCACGAUGGUGCUAUAUACACCUUGCUCAAGCAGGGAACUGAACAGUGGCAUCACUGUCCUCCUUAUGUUUUUAUUUUAUUUCUUAAUACAUGUUACCUUCAGAUAAUAACAGGGAUGGACCUAACACCUUGGAGGACCUAACAGCAGCUUAUAUUCUCAGUGACCACGCGUCACAAAACCCUAUCUCAGGAAUUUUCCUCUGAAUGUUCAUUUUGUUUUCAUUGAAGACAGCUAAAACAAAAAACAAGGUUUUAUAGGUAAACUGUAAAUAGGUUAUAUAUCCAUAUGCAAAAAGUAGACUUGCCCCCAUGAUUUUCACACCCUAAAACUGGAACGCUCGUGUCUGUAUUGUAAUACCAAGAUACAACAUUCCUUUUUUUGACACUGAUGCUAUCAACUACAAUUUAUAAGUAUUUUCAACACUGUUCCUCUGCAUCUUUUUGUAUUUAGCAAUGAAAGGCAGCAUCAGAUGCUUAUGGUUUCUUCAACUAACAUCUGACAGGGCACGACUUUCCCAUCCUGCACCAUUUCAGUACUGCAAGUUAUUAGCGGGUACUUUUUUUCUUGCUGAUACUGUACAUUUUUUGCCAUUCUUGCCACUUGCACUGAGUUUUGCUGUAAUUUAAACAAGGCUUUUUGUGUAUUAUCUUGUAUGUAAACUAAGGAAGGAAAAAAAAAAGAAAAUACUCAGGAGAAUAUAACAUAAAGAACAUUUCUUGCCAAAUAUUGCAUUCACCAUCUAGUGUUACAUUGGUUUAGAUUUUUUUUUUUGAUCCAUUCCCCUCAAACUGAAUGCCUGUUCCUAAAAACUGAGCAGUAUUUAAUGUAAUGUAUAUGUUGGGUGGGUGGGAAUUCAGUGGCAUAGACAAGCUUGCUUUCAUAGGCUGCAAAUACUUGUUCUGAGAUAGCUAUUAUGAAUCUGAGGGUUAUUAUAUGGACUUUAUGUGCCAAUUAAUUAAGGCCCUGAAAACCAGUUGAAAUCAGUUACCUCAUAUCAACAAUGCCAAAAGCCUAUCUUUUUUCACAUUAUUUCUUGCGAGUGCCGUAGGCAACUGCUAUAGUAAAUAUAUAUAUAUAUAUAUAUAUAUAUAUAUAUAUAUAUACUAUUUGGCCAAAAGUUUCUGGGCAUCCCUCCCAAUUAUUUUAAUUUGUUGUUUGUCACACCCUUCACUGAGGACAGGUGUUCCGACAUCAUAGAAAAACAAUUCCGUGCUUUCUGCUUUGUGGCAAAGGUUUGGUGAAUAUCUUUGGCCAAUACACAAAGUGAGGUACAUACAGUUUUGGUUUUCAAAAAGUGGAAGUGGACGUACUUGACUAUCUUACACGGGGUACUGACCUCAACCCAACUGAACUGUGGGAUGAGCUGUAACACUGUUGUGAGCCAGGCUUGAUCCCUAAUAUCAGUCCCCAACCUCAAACAUUCAACCAACAGUGUUCCAACAUCUAGUGGCAAGCCUUUUCAGAAGAGUAGAGGGUAAAAGCUGUUUGUAGCAGUAAUGAUAGGACCAAUAGCAUACAAAUACCCUUGCUUUUGGAACAAGAUAUUUGACAGGCAGGUAUCCACAUAUUUUCGGCCAUAGAGAGAGUGUGUGUUUGUGUGUGAUCUGUUCUCCCCCAGUGGCAUGUAUUUGCUUUGAGCUGACUGGGCCAGUCUGGUUGAUGUAUUCAACCAGAUGUAUUGCCCCGAACAAUUGUUGGAAAUAGAAGGAAAUGUCUUUGUGCUGUAUUUGUUAGAAAGAGUAUGAGGAACAUUGUUUUAAAUAUCGUUGUGUAAUUGUGAAGCUACGUUGCUCUUAGCUGCAAGCAUGACCAAGCAGUACAGAUGAGAGCUGCUAACUGAUGCCUUUGCACUGCAGCUUUGAAGCAACCUCUCAGUUUAUUAAGCUCGUUGCGCACACACCAGUUGACUUUGUUCAGAUUUUAUUUCACAGCCCUUGAAGUUUUGAAUUAAAGUAAUCUGGAUGAUAAACUUUGGACCCAUAAGACAUGGACUCUCUGCAUGUUUUCCAUGUGUAGGUUGCUAUUGAAAUGUUCUAUAUUCUGCAUAUAUAGAGUGCACCUCAAAAAAAAUUGUUGGCAAUCAUUCAAUUAGGCUUCUUAACUUAUAAUGCGCUUGCCGUAAUGAACGUUUUUUUUUAAGGCUUUAAUGUUUUACUCCAUAAAAUUAUAGUAAACUGUACGUAAAUGCUUUUGCUUUUUUUGCCAGUUUUACAAUGUGUCCUUUUGCUUUCAUUAUCCAACAUGUACACGCCUCUAGCGAUUACUUCACUAGAAUUCUCCAGUGCAUUAGCAUUUUCAGUAA
Messenger RNA from Xenopus laevis (African clawed frog), 5831 nucleotides. It is a transcript of the gene bach2.L, whose product is annotated as BTB domain and CNC homolog 2 L homeolog. Gene Ontology annotation, biological process: regulation of transcription by RNA polymerase II; regulation of DNA-templated transcription. The transcript has 8 exons. Gene Ontology annotation, molecular function: DNA binding; DNA-binding transcription factor activity, RNA polymerase II-specific; DNA-binding transcription factor activity. The record is from RefSeq and is a predicted model, not a curated record. Gene Ontology annotation, cellular component: nucleus. NCBI's taxonomy places the organism in Eukaryota, Metazoa, Chordata, Amphibia, Anura, Pipidae. Bases 875 to 3367 code for a protein of 830 amino acids.